Verticillium dahliae VdLs.17 is the source of this 1119-nucleotide messenger RNA. RefSeq lists its product as uncharacterized. The coding region runs from base 1 to 1119 and encodes 372 amino acids. The transcript has 2 exons. NCBI's taxonomy places the organism in Eukaryota, Fungi, Ascomycota, Sordariomycetes, Glomerellales, Plectosphaerellaceae. The record is from RefSeq and is a predicted model, not a curated record.
AUGGCUCUCGCUCCCUCCCUCUGCUUGUUUUGUUGCGGGGGGAGGGGGAGGGUAGUGGGGUGGGUGUCCUGCAAGCGGUCGAGUCUUCUCCUGGCACAGGCAGCGAGCGACCAAAAAUGUCGUUGCCCUUGUUCGCUUCCUUUAAGACAAGGCUGUCCCGCGUCCGCUCGAGCCAUGCCAGCCCACGCCGUGCCGUAUCAUGCUCCUUUGGCAGGUCACACUGACGCUCAUUCGUUCUGUUCUGCGACUCGACCCGACUCGAGGUCCCCUGCUUUGGUCACCUGCAGUGGUCUGUAUCGUCUUGUGGACUUGACGCCGUGUUGGGUACUUCCGUCGACACCACCGAUACUCACCCACGACAUCCAUUGGCAACAGUCCUCGGGUGCCAACCGCAUUGAUCCCGUCAAGGUGGACGCCGAACAGAGCAUCCCGAACCUUGAGUCUCUUCUCUGUGCUCCCUCUCUCAUGUCUCGUCGCUACUACAUCGAGACGUCUCCCUCCGGCCGGCCGCAAUUCGUCACCCUGAAGCGCUCUCGCUCGCACCACCACCACCAUCACCACCGGCCCAUCGAGCACGACGACUGCUUCGUCAGCAGGGAGGACUGGAAAGCUCUCGUCGAGCGGGAGCGCUGCCUGCGCGACGCCAACGACGUGCUGACCCGUGACAAUUACACCCUCAAAUGCACCCUGCAGGCCACGGACGGCGAGCUGCGCCGCUACCAGGCCUGGGUGCCGCAGCUGCAGGACCGCAUCCAGUGUCUCGCCGCCGACAAUGCCGCGCUCAAGAGGUCGCUCGACAGCGCCGGCGGCCACUCGGAGAAGCACUACCGCGAAAUUGAACGCCUCAAGCAGAGGCUGCUCAAGGCCGACAGGGAGAUUGGCGGGCUCAACGACCGCCUCAAGGAUAUGCUGCGGAGGGCCGGUCACGGCGUCCAGGAUCGCAUCGACGACCUGACGGGCAUCAUCCACGACUGGAAGCGCAAGUUUGAGGUCGUGGACGAGCACAAUAUUCGUCUGCGCCGCGAUCUGGAUAAUCGAAACUCGGUCAUUUCGGAACAGUUCGAGCGCAUCGAGGCGUAUGAGCGAAUCAUGAGGCGGCAUGGGCUUGUGCCGCGGUGA